AUGUGGAAAUUUAUUAUUUUUGCGAUAUGUAUGCUUAAUGUGAUUGCGGGAAAUGCAAAUAUUGAAGGUUUAAUGGGAGAGUGGACCCCUGUGGCUUUAUAUCCACCGAUCAUUUUCAUGCCUUAUUGCCUGAAAAUGAAGUUCUUAAUAAACUCCAGUAAUCCACAGUGCGAAUGUUCAGAUGGUAAAAAGACUAACUUAAUUGAAACUAGAGGAACUGGUGACUUAGAAAAGGCCCCACCAGCAUUUGGACCAAUGCUUUUUAUUGAAGAUGAAAAUGAAGUUGCGGCUUCAUUAAAUGUGAAUUGUACGUGUGGCGGCGAAAAAUAUCAAUACCGAACACUUGCGAAAUCUAUCAACGAUAACUACAUGGUGCUAUAUAAAACACAAAAUAUAACUAAAGAGGAUCCUAACGGUGCCAUGAUCUACGCAAAAAGAAUUCCUGCUUACUCUGAAUUAAUGGAGUUUAUGAAAAACUUGAAAGAAUUAAGUGACAGGCAAGGCGGAAUAUUGUGCUGUACUGAAUAUGAAGCAGCACAAAAAUCAUUUUCACACCAAAAACCUAUCGAGAAGCGAGAAUAA
Messenger RNA from Arctia plantaginis, 582 nucleotides. Lineage: Eukaryota; Metazoa; Arthropoda; Insecta; Lepidoptera; Erebidae. The record is from the annotation of a GenBank genome assembly.